Molecule: messenger RNA, 1772 nt
Organism: Brienomyrus brachyistius
Lineage: Eukaryota; Metazoa; Chordata; Actinopteri; Osteoglossiformes; Mormyridae
Product: beta-1,4-galactosyltransferase galt-1-like
Exons: 4
Coding region: 419-1753 (444 amino acids)
Source: RefSeq, a predicted model, not a curated record
ACUGCCCAUAUUAAGGGCAAGUCUUACCUGUAAGGCAGACUCACUGGUGAUUCAGCGGUGUUUGUAAGGAAGGGAAUUAUUGCAUAUGACCGUGCCGAUGUAACUGCUGAUCUAAGAACGUUGUAGGGAAUAAUUCAGUUAUUUGGAUUCAUCCCAGAGCUCAACUCUGAUAGUAACAAGGCUUCCUGCCUCAUCUGGAAAACCUUAUAAAUAAAGGGAGCUGCGCGGGAAUGGGGAAAGUUGGACAAUCCAUGCAAAUGGGGAAAAAAUGAAAAUAUUACCGCAGUGGGAAUGGAGAUGAAUAAAAUAAGUCUACUGGUCAAAAAUAGGGAUGGGAUGAUGUAAGUAGACGAAAAAAGUUGUGAAAAGAACAGAGGAUGCAAAAUGAAAGAUAUACUGAACAGCCAAUUUCAUCUUCAUGGAGAAAACGUGUUUUACAAAAUAUUUUUUUUUGUCAUUAAUACUUUUUGCAGUGAUGUGGAUAAUCCAUAACAUAGCCUUAGGGCGAAAUCUGACUAUAUAUCCACAUUUAUGGGGAAAUAUUUUACAUCCAACAGCUGAUCUGAGUAAUCAGUCUGCAAAGAACUUGACUGAACAAAAUAUAACGCCGAUUAAGGAGACAAAACAUUUCCUGGUCUCUGCCUACAAAGAUCAUAGGAUUAAUGGAACCAUUCGUAUCAUUAGCAUAUUUAGGAGGGAUGAUGUCAGAAGACUGUAUUGUAUCAUUGGUUGUGCUCAACAUGGAUAUUUUGUUACAGCAGCAGAGGUCGACAUACACAGUGAUCAUUUUGGGUUCCCUUACCAGACCACAGACCUGCUGUGUAAAACUGACCCAAAGUGUGAUGCUACAAAUGUCACCAUCAGUAAUUCUCCAUACACCUCAGACAUUCCAGACAUGAUCUUCCUUCCCAUACGAAACAGAGAGAGAAAUGAACACAACUUCAAACACAAUUUCACUGUCUGCAUCUCCAACCUCUUUGGAACUUAUAACAAUGUACUGCAGUUUGUGCAGACCAUAGAAGUGUACAAGCUCCUGGGCAUACAGAAGGUGGUCAUCUAUAACACCAGCUGUGGCCCAGACCUCGAUAAGGUUCUGCAGUACUACAGGGAGGAGGGUACACUUGAAAUCCACCAAUGGCCAAUAGAUCAGUUCCUCAAUCCCUCCAAAGGCUGGAACUUUGAAGAGCAUAAAGGUGACCUACAUUACUAUGGGCAGUUAACUACUCUGAACGACUGUAUCUACAGAAACAUGUACAGAUCCAAGUAUCUUCUGCUGAACGACAUUGAUGAAAUAAUUGUGCCUUAUCAGCACGCUACACUGGAGCUUCUCCUGGAGGACCUGCAAAGGCAAAACCCCACAGUAGGAGUCUUUAUAAUCCAGAAUCGUUUCUUCCCUAAAACCGUUUUUGAUGAUGAGGGCAGGUUCAGUUUCCCACGAUGGAAAAUAGUUCCAGGAGUAAACAUUUUGGAACACAUCUACCGGGAACCUUACAGGAAACAUGUUUACAACCCCACCAAGAUGAUCAUAAACCCCAGGCAAGUGGUGCAGACAUCAGUGCAUUCAGUGCUGAAGAAUUACGGAGACACAUUGAGAGUUCCGCCUGGUGUGAGCAGAAUUGUACAUGUCAGAGUUGCUCUACAGGGGAAUCUCACCAAAGAGCAACUGAUUGUGGACACAAAGCUGUGGGAAUAUCAGAAGGACCUUCUGCCAAAGGUUGAUAGUGUGCUGAAUAAAUCUGGGAUCUAUGAUUAAAGCAUUUUUAUUUCCACAA